CCUUUAACCCGUGAUACCACCGAGUUUCGAGUGAACACUGUGCAACGAACCGUUCGGAAUAAGCCUGGCCGUUCAAGGACGCGGAUAGAACAGAUUGUCAAUGAACACGCUGGAAAAGGUGAUACAGUUCUCGUUACCGAUGAACCCAAGGAAGUCUUCGAAUUCCAAAUAACGUCAGCCGUGGAACACGAUGAGGAACGACUCGGAAACGCGAUCGCGCGCCGUGGGGCUCACCCUUUCGGAAAUUGGAUCGUUCGGCAGUAAUUUACGAGGCCCACAGGAAAUUCAACGGCGAGGCCGACACGUGUACAGGUCGGGACGCGUCGCGAUCCCGCUGCCUCCGAUUUCCAUGCAUCUCCGCGGAGUUGUUCGUCACGCCUGCGUCGUCCACGUGCACGAGCUUCGCUGUUAAUCAUGGCGUCCUGUUUAUGUUUCCCUCCUCGGGAGCUCCUCUGGAAACAUAGUGGCGACAGACGACGGUGGAGUUACAACUCUGGCAAUCGGCGGCACGGUCAGGAGAGAGCCAGCUUUUUCAAAGCCCGUGUACUCAGAUUCCUAUCUUCCCGCGGCCAUGCAGGUGAUAUUCCACGCAGUGGAGCAGCUGAAGCUGCUGCAGUCCGACGAAACGCGAGAAGUCGUGAGCAGCACCACGCCAAUCUGCCUCGCGCAGUCUAGCCAACAGGCAACCGGAGAAUCGACGACCGUCGCGCCGGAAGUGAGUAACAGUCAGUCGGACGAGGGCAAGGAAGAGGAGGGAGCGCCGGCGGAAGCGGAGGAAACGACGAGUCGCGCGGAGAAUACGACGAAGUCGCUGGGAACGCGCGAGGAAUCGACGGAGGAUUCCGUCAGCUGGCUAGAAGCGAGCUCAAGUCAUCAGGAGCCGGCGGAGGCGAGCUUAAGUCAUCAGGAACCGUCAGAGGUGAACGAGGAAACGCCAGAAACGAACUACGCGACGCCGGAGGCGAAUUACGAGCUGCCGGAAGCGGUGCACGCCGUCCAGGAGACGAACGAAGAAGUCACCGAGGAGGAUCAAGAGUUCGACGCUUCCUCCGUCGGCCCAGAUGCCUCUUCCGACGCGGAAACGAGCGUCGGAGAAGCGAACGCGGGAUCAACGAGUACUUCCGGUUCGUUGUUGAACCAGGAAUCGAUCGCAGAGCCUGAACAGAAGAAGAAGCAACCGACUAUCGACAGCGUGGUACAGGUGGUGUACGAUAUCGUGAAGACCACGCCGUCCGAGCUGGUUGACGAGGACACCGCGGCUAGCGGAGAGUCGAAGAGCGUCACGGGAAUGUCUGUGGAGAAGAUGGAGAAUAUGGAGGACGAGGAUGAUGAGAACAGAUUCACGCGUCUCGGCGAGAGGGUGACGCAAGUGCCAAGGCCGAGCUUAACCAGCUACUUAAGACGCGCUAAAGUGCCGCCGAGCGCCACUCUUCAGCAACUGGCGAACCUCUACGACUCCCUGAGCAAGGACGCCAGGAAACAAGGGUUCGGCAAGUACACCGGGUACUCGGACGAGGUGCUGAAUACCCUGGAGACGUCCGCGGAAGGCGGAGUCGUGCCGCAAUUGAGGAAAAUCUUGGACAAGGUCUUGGAGCGGAACGAACUGACGAGGGAAGACGCGAGGACUAGGACCACGCAGGCUGUCCGGGACCUCAACAAUCCCUCGAGCGCCCUCAGCAAGGAGCUGAGGCCUCUGCUGCCUCUGCGAUACUCGUCCUAAUUGUCGAUGUUACCAUUUUCGUGAUCAUUCUCCUGUAUUUAUGAUUAAUCGACGAUUUUUCUUUGAUUCUGCGAGAGUAGCGGCGCGAGUAUCAUAUAAAUGAAUAAAUGGCUGAAUAAAGAUAACAGAGGUCCAGGUAUUUCGAAUAGUUAGUAUCUGUAAAUGUGUGGCCAGUGUCUUGAAUUGAAUAAUCGAAUUGAAUUUAGUCAUCUUCAUUUUGGAGAGAGCAUCGAUCGGUCACCUAUGAAAUGAAUCGAGAAGGCUGAAUAGAGAAAGUGCAGCUACACGGAUGAAGAGACACUAUAACAUCGUCUAUGUAGAAGUAACACAUAAUAAAACGCUUCGAUAUAUCUACCGGUUAACACGUUCGCUACCAGCGUUUGUUUCAGUGGCGAUCCUCUCAAUUAUAUUUUAUUCGAUUCAAACUAUUGAAACGAAUGAAGCUAAAACGAGUCGUUCGAUCCCUGAAUGUAAUUUCGUAGCUUGUAACACCAACUAACGAUAUCUACAGGAUUAGUUUCAUUUUCUUUAUAUAAAACAUAGGAUUGCGGCCGUCGCAAAUAUGCGACACCGGUAGCGAACGCGUUAAGUGACUCAUUUUACCGCGACAACCGCAAUAAGUUGGGACCAUUAUGAAUACAAUAUACUCGACUCGGUUGACGUAUGAUUCAUGAUUCUUUUCGGUACAGUCUCUAACGAAACCACCGUGAAACGUGCACUUCAAUUUGAACCUACAGAACUGUCUACGUUGACUAGUUACAAACUUAACACUUCAUCAUUUUAUCUAAUGAAACAAGUGUUCGAUUUAGGAAUCUUAAUUCUCUUCGAAAUCCAGCAUUUAUUUUACAAUGCCUUCCGGUAAAGGACCAAGUAAUAAUUAGAAUAGCUCGAUGUAACGAAUAUCACCGAAAUGACGAGUAGAUUGUUGGCGUCAGCUAGCUCGUCAGGGUUCUAGGCACAUCGUCGACGAAAAUCCCGCGAAUUUCAUCAAUCCGCCUUGACCCGCCGCCGCGCCGGCCGAAUCCGCUGGCGAUAUUGUUUAUUGCUAGGACGAUAUGGGUGGACACUGGCCACAGAGCGUUGUUACGUGCUCCGAAUGGCGAUAUCGUUAAGCAAUUUCUGUGUCAAUGGUUUGUCCCACGGUGGGGGGCAAAGGCGUAGACGAAAAACAAUGGCGAUGCGCGGCCCGUCGAGAGGACGGCGUUGCGGUUUUACGCCGUUGGCCGGCAAGCAAGUAUAAAUGGAUUUUGAAAUCAAUGGGUCCUUCAGUUGAUCGCGUCCGCCUCGAAUGAAAGGAUUAAUCGACCGAGCGUGUGACAUGGGGAUUCACUUUCUGGCACUUUGGCUUCUCUGCCUCUCCGCGGCCGAUUCGAAGCCGCAGAUAACGAAGUUGUUUCCGGUCCAGGAGGCCAUCGAGUAUCAUCAGCGCACCAGCAACGAGACGAAACUGGACAAGUUCCUGGGGAAACUGUGGGCCACGUACAACUUCGUGU
This is a messenger RNA of Nomia melanderi (Alkali bee), 3213 nucleotides long. It is a transcript of the gene ImpE3, whose product is annotated as Ecdysone-inducible gene E3. Lineage: Eukaryota; Metazoa; Arthropoda; Insecta; Hymenoptera; Halictidae. The record is from RefSeq and is a predicted model, not a curated record.